Messenger RNA from Labrus bergylta (ballan wrasse), 324 nucleotides. The record is from RefSeq and is a predicted model, not a curated record. NCBI's taxonomy places the organism in Eukaryota, Metazoa, Chordata, Actinopteri, Labriformes, Labridae.
AUGUAUUUGAGGAGAUCAUUCUCUGCAGCGUCUUCCACCACAGACUCGAUGUCUCCUUCUCAGCAGAUUGACUGUGCAGGAAUAAUCCUGAACUGUCUCUUCUGCCGGUUCUACGAUAUGAUGCUCAUGCUACCAGCUUCCUGCGAGAGAGUUGCCAACCACUGCUGCCCGAGCUACAAACAAGUCAUGACCACAUCUGAGACCACACCCAGCACUAACGAUGACUCCUGCGUUGACUUUGACUGUGGCCUGUGUAAUUCCUGUCAUGAUGCAGGUGACUGCUUGGAGUUGGCGAUGGAGAUUUCACAGUUAUGCUAUCACUAG